AUGCGAAAAGAUGGAAGCAGUACAAGUGCAAGUGCUUCUAAAGGGUGCAACAGCCGGCCCAGAGCACGAGCACCUCCACAGCAGGCGAGGCUUCGCGCUGCUGUGCGCCUUCGUCCGCUCACGAAUGGCAAGGCUGAAGCUGUUAGCGUGACGGCAUCGGACCCACGGAAUGGGCCCGCUACGUGCCGGCGUCAUGCAGCAUCGUCUGCAGCGCCUUUCCUAGGACACCUUGCCAGCCCUCAGCCCAGCGUGUGUGGAGCGCCCGCCGCCAGCCUGCCGCGACCGGACUCACGUCACGAACUCGGCAGUAUCUACGAGAUGCCGCCCGGGACCGAGCCUGUCGACGAGGGCGUCCCACCCCCAAUAUAUCGCGAUGACGAGAACGAGCAACCCUUCUCAGACGAUUCCACUGCCGCCCAUGCGACCCUCGUAGACGCUUCCGAAGCUUCCGACGAAGAGCAACUCACGCAGAAACCCUCCUCCGCGAGCAAAUACAUUCCCCCGCCGUUGCAACGCGCUUGGAAAGCUACCAAGGCGUGGGUCAAGGGUCCACAGCCUCCGCGACCUUGGAGCAUCCGACCGCUCUUUCCUCGUGUACAGCGCGCGCCCAUAAACCUGCUGGAUCGUUACUUCCCAAAGCGCAAGCACAAAAUCGCCCUAUUGGUUGUCUUCUAUAUUGCAUGGUUCUUGAGCUUCUCGUUAGUUCUGCAUCGAUCUGCGUUCGCCGCAGACAUUCCCGGCUACGGUUCACCUGUCAACAUUCGGUGCACCGACAGGCUAUGGAGUGAUGCGAAUAGCUGUGGUCUUAAUGGGGACCAGUGCCGACCAUUCGCCAAUCAGACUAUAGCUUUCAGAUGCCCCGCGAACUGCAAGCGGACACAAGUGCUCAACCCUCACGCAGUGGGCGCUAAAGAGAUCAACUACAGACCGCUGGUAAUAGGCGGCCCGACCGAUGAGGAAGAGACACUGGAGAAUACCUACUACCGCAGCGACUCGUUCAUAUGCGGAGCAGCUAUCCACGCCGGUUUCAUCAGCGACAGAUCUGGCGGAUGUGGCGUUCUCUCUUUCGUUGGCGAAAGGAGUUACUACCCCAGCGUCAACCGUAAGCACAUCAAGAGCAUUGGCUUCAAUUCGUACUUCCCGAGGUCAUUCGGCUUUCUGGAGGGCACUCACUCCAAGUGCCAAGACCUGCGAUGGCCCCUCUUAGGUGUAUCGUUGACCUUCACCAUCCUCUUGUCUUUGUUCACAAGUUCGCCCGCAGUGUUCUUCCCGUCCAUGUUCCUAGGCAUCUUCUUCCACGUCGCGCUUGCAUCUGAUCCUCCAAAUCUUACCGACUACUAUUCUAUUGUCAGCAUCGCUCUCGGUCGGCUCUUACCUGCCAGCUUCUGCAUGUUCGCCGUGUAUAAGUUCUUCGUGAGGAGGACGCUGCUUGGGUUGGAUGCUCAGGUCGAGAAAACCAUUCUGUGGCUGGGAGGCUGCUGGGUGGGAGCUCUCAACAACUACACCUUUGACAAAAUUCCUAUCGAGCGGUUGACUCCUCACGACAUCAAAAACCAGCCUGGAGCUGUCCCUGCCCUGAUCAUCAUCGUACUGACCCUCCUUUGCAUCGCGAUCGGGCAGGCCUGGUGUCUUCGUGUCGAAGGACGUCUACCUCGAUAUCUCGCUCUCUACGGCAUCUACGUCGCUGUUAUACUGAUCUUGGUUGCCAUCCCUCGUAUGAAUGUCCGCAUUCAUCAUUAUAUCCUCGGCCUACUCUUGGUCGGCGGAACGUCCAUGCAGACAAGGCCCAGUCUGCUCUUCCAAGGUAUUCUCAUCGGUCUGUUCAUCAACGGCAUCGCACGCUGGGGUUUCGACAGUAUCCUGCAAACGCCGGCUGAAUUGCGUGGCGACGGGCAGUUAGGCACAACCCUUCCCACUAUCACUGCACCCAUCCUUUACAACAACAUUGGUACGGGUCUCAGGCCGAACAUCACUUUCGAGUGGGCGCUCCCGCACCCAAAGCACUACGAUGGCAUCAGUAUAUUGGUCAACGAUGUAGAGCGCUUCCGUGGUUACGAAGACGCGAGUGAAAGCUCCUUCACUUGGGUACGCCACAUGGAUGGUGUACCAGAGUACUUCCGUUUCGCUCUCUUGGACGGUAGUGCGCGUGGCGACUACACCAAGGCUGGAACGUGGCACAGCGACGGUAGCUGGAAGCAGAUGGCGGCUGGGCCCUCGUAGAAACCUUGUAGAAACCCGCGAUACAUCGUUACCCAACGGUGCGGCGUUCGGAAAUACGCUGAAAGGUGUUCAUGCUGGGUAGUGCUCUGCGAGACUACGUUGCGAUUUGGAAGGACAUGGAUCUGGCCAGUGGUGGUGCCUGAGGUUUGAACACUAACGGGGGCUUGGUACAUUCCCGCGGGCCUGGAGCUGGGACGCGCCAUCGCACCUCGAUCAUGGGAAACCCUCAUCGCGCUCAUCUAGGCCCACAGAUAGAAUCUCAUCGCAUUGCCCCGCACGCGGGACAGAAGACUAGAAGUGUU
This is a messenger RNA of Paraphaeosphaeria sporulosa, 2522 nucleotides long. RefSeq names its product LCCL domain-containing protein. Lineage: Eukaryota; Fungi; Ascomycota; Dothideomycetes; Pleosporales; Didymosphaeriaceae. The record is from RefSeq and is a predicted model, not a curated record. The transcript is spliced from 3 exons. The coding region runs from base 1 to 2220 and encodes 739 amino acids.